AUGUUCGGCAAAACUAUCCUCACUGUCGCUGCUGCGAUGGGCGCUGCGAUCGCGCAGACGGGACCAGGCUUCCCUGUGCCUGCUACCCAAGCUUUGACUGUGAGCUUCGGCAACAACACGGUGUCUCCCGCGGGAGAGCUAAUUCCACGUCCUGAAACCGUCAACCCUCCUAGUAUCAGCACUCCAGUCUGGUGGGCCUCUUCUGACACUGAGAGCCCCAACCCACCACUUGGUGUGCUGCUGAUAGUUGACCUGGAUGUACCGCGCAACAACACGCGAGUUCAGCUUCUGCACUGGCUAGCCACAAACGUAUCACUUGGCUCUGGCGGGACCAACUCAAGCUCGACGCCUCUCGUCAUUCCCAAUGGACCCGUGCCCUACCUGCAGCCAUCGCCACCUGUAGGCGACGUGCCGCAUUCGUACAACAUUGUUGUAUUCCGACAACCUGCCAACUUCUCCAUCCCUGCGCAGUACAGAAAUCUUACAAACAGCCGCUUGCCUUUCAACGUCAGCCAGUUCGUCAGCGACACUGGCCUCGGCCAGCCGUUUGCCGGUAGCUAUUUCAAAGUGCAGAACUUGACUGGCACACCUACAACUACGUAUCCGCCUGCGAGGUCUCCGACGUCGACCAGCGGUGGUAAUGGAAGCUCGCCGCUUCCUUUCUCCGGUGCUGCAACUCAAUUGAUGAGUGAUAGGACUAUGUGGGUCGGUCUUUCGACUGCGCUCAUUGCUGGAUUCGCCGCAUUUGCGUUGUAA
Messenger RNA from Ascochyta rabiei, 756 nucleotides. RefSeq lists its product as uncharacterized. Gene Ontology annotation, molecular function: phospholipid binding; peptidase inhibitor activity. Lineage: Eukaryota; Fungi; Ascomycota; Dothideomycetes; Pleosporales; Didymellaceae. The coding region runs from base 1 to 756 and encodes 251 amino acids. The record is from RefSeq and is a predicted model, not a curated record. The transcript has 2 exons. Gene Ontology annotation, biological process: regulation of Ras protein signal transduction; regulation of proteolysis.